AUGUAUCCCGAAGCCCUUCGCUCGUUUGACGCUGCAACGCUUGGCGUUCUGGCUGCUACAGUCGCCUUGAUUAGCAUUGUAAACUUUAUGAUCUUCAGACGGCGCAACAUAGAUGGACCUCUAUUCGCAGUCUCGCCUCAGGGUCGCUCAGGGUUUCAUAGUGUUUCGGAAGUCCUGGAGUACACAUAUCCCAAAUUCCAAGACCGUGUCUACCGUCUAAGACAGCACUAUGGGGACAUUGUGGUUAUUCCCGCAAAGUUCGUUGAAGCUCUCCAAGCAGCACCUGAGAGUCUCCUGAGUUUCCAGUUUCUUGCUCGAGAGCGGUUUUUUGCUCGGUAUACUCUGUUGGUGUCAAUGGUGGAUCAUCCUGAUAACAACACUCUUAUAAAGAGCAUCAAAAAUAACCUCAACAAGAGCCUUGGAGAUAUUCUGCCAACUUUGGAUGACGAGGUUCAAUUUGCAAUGUCAACUCACGUCGGAGAUGCCAAUGAUUGGAAAGCUGUGUUUCCUGCACACUCGCUUCUGCCUGUUAUUGCAUCAUGUUCAGGGAGAGUAUUUGUCGGGAAGGACCUAAACCGGAAUCCGGAGUUCUUGGAUUGCAUCCUUAACUUUACCAUUGACAGUAUGAUGGGGGGCGAGAAGCUUCGUCAGUAUCCAUCCUUCAUACGCAAUUUCGUGCAGUGGUGGAUACCGGAACUACAACGGUCACGAGCAAAAUUGAAAAAGAUGAUGCAUCUACUAGGCCCGGUGCUCGAAGUAAGAAAAGGCGUUGAUCAUGUCUCGGACAUGUUAUCCUGGAACGUUGCCAAUUCUCCAUCGAACUUGAAGCACAAUUUGAAAUAUCAGGCUCAUAAUCAGCUCAUUGCCAGUGCAGCGGCCAUUCACACAACCAAUAUGCAACUUUCUCAUGCAUUAUUUGAUUUGGCUGCCUAUCCAGAAUAUCAAGCCCCCCUUCGAGAGGAAGUGCAGACUGUUCUUCGGACCGAGCCAAACGGAGUGUGGACCAAGAGUGGAUUGGCCAAGCUCCGCAAGCUAGACAGUUUCCUUAAAGAAUCCCAGAGAAUGAACCCUCUGGGCCUGUUGACAUUUGAGCGUCGCGUCAUGAACGACAUCACCUUACCUGACGGUGUUACCAUUCCCAAAGGCUACAACAUUGGGUGUCCCACAAGCAGCAUUGCCAAAGAUAGCGCACUAUGGGACAAUCCAAACACGUUUGAGGCUUUCCGAUUUGAGCGGCUUCGACAACAGCCCGGUUGUGAAAAUAAGCACCAAUUUGUUACGACGGGGAUUGACUCUCUCUACUUUGGACACGGGAAACAUGCCUGUCCUGGCCGGUUCCUCGCCGACGCAGAGAUCAAGCUCAUUUUGAUCAAUUUGAUUCUCCAUUACGAUUGCAAGUUACCAGACGGGACAAGUCGACCAGCAAAUGUGGAGAUGAACUCUGGAGUUAUGGCAGAUCCUACUAAGACAAUCUUGCUGAAAAGAAGGUCUAAUGCGUAA
Messenger RNA from Talaromyces marneffei, 1500 nucleotides. RefSeq lists its product as uncharacterized. Gene Ontology annotation, molecular function: iron ion binding; monooxygenase activity; oxidoreductase activity, acting on paired donors, with incorporation or reduction of molecular oxygen. Lineage: Eukaryota; Fungi; Ascomycota; Eurotiomycetes; Eurotiales; Trichocomaceae. The record is from RefSeq and is a predicted model, not a curated record. The transcript is spliced from 4 exons. Bases 1 to 1500 code for a protein of 499 amino acids.